GGCUGGCCUACGCGAUAGACGUGCAUCCGUGCAUUGUGCAGCCCUAGUCUUACAGCGACAGGGGACGUGGAACUCAGUCUCGCCGAGACACCCAAGGAAGACGGUCUAGCUUCACAGUAGUAGAAAUCUAGGGAACCGUUAUAUAAUACGACAGCAGUCUCUCUACUCACAUCAGCUGAUCGUACGGCAACCUGUGGAUUUCUCCGUCUGACCACGGAUUUCUCGGCUCGUGAACUUGUUCCGUGUAGGAGCUGAUCUGUUCUCCUGACAAAAAGACUUAUCUUCUAUUUUUUCAAGAUUCGGUCUAUAAAUGCUACUCCCAGAAGAAAACCCGUUGCAAACUUUGCCUCUGUCUAACCAGUACGAUUUCCUUGCGGAACUGUAUGACAGUUAUUAUGCCUACUCCGCGUGCCUGAUGCCCCCCAAUAUGUGCGUUGAGGCCUACACCACCACAAUGUCUGAGGGUAAGCACAAUAUGAUGCCUUAUGACGACUCCCUGCCGUAUGGAUCUUCAUUUCACAGGCAACUCGUCAUGUCGUCGCCUUUACCCAGAGAACACCCUUCCAGAAGCCCAAGCGUGUCUUCAGAUGGAGGAAAGGUGAAGCCUCAGUACACAGCUGAGCUGGAUGUCCUCUGUCGGAUUUGUGGAGACCGAGCCUCAGGCUUUCAUUACGGCGUCCAUUCAUGUGAAGGAUGCAAGGGAUUCUUCCGGCGAACCUUAAAAAAGCAACUGACAUAUCGACCUUGCCAGAUGGGAUCGCAAUGCAAAAUAGAUCAAAACUCACGAAACAAGUGCCAGUAUUGCCGCUACCAACGAUGUCUCAACGCAGGCAUGUCACAAGAUGCUGUUCGGUUUGGUCGCAUGCCGAAGGCAGAGCGAGAGAAGCUAGUUGCUGACAAGGAGGUUCUAUGUAAUACCGACGGCAAAAGAAUAGUGGAGCUGCGAUCUCUGUCUGACCUCAUCACAGCUGCUUUCAGAGAGAUUUUUAGUGACACUAUAUUUUUCCAAAGGGAACACGGCCAACCAUCUACCUCCUUACAUCUGGAUGCUCAUAUGAUGGACACAGAAGAUCAGCAAACUAUAAUGGACGGCAUGAGUUCCGAGGAGUUCCACGACAGACAGAUUUUCGGCUUGUACCAGGAACUAAUCCUACCCGUGAUGGAGGCCAGUGUCAAGUUCGCCAAGAAGCUGCCUGGGUUCACCAACAUCCCCAUGCAUGAUCAGAUCAACCUCAUGAAGCGGAAUGGAUUCAUGGUUGUCCAAGUCGCGUUGCAUUCAAUUAUAGACAGAGAAUUCAUCAAUUUUUUCACCCAGCGAGGGUCGUUGCGGUUGAGUCGGAUGUCCCCUAUGUUAUGUGAGGAGAUUAAGUCACUUUUAGAGAGGACGAUUCAAUGUGCAGACAGAAUCAACUCCAUGCAGCUUCAAACGGCGGAGCUUGCCCUUUUCUGUGCCAUACUUUUAACUCAAGAAUCUCCGAAUCUGUUGAACCCUUCCUUGGUUGAGGACUUGCAAGCUGAUCUUAUAGAAGCCCUACGGAUAGCGCUGAAACACAACCACCCCAAACAGACCGUUCUACUGCCCAAACUGUUGGUUCUAAUCUCAGAUCUAAUUCAAAUUGUGGAAGAGUUUCGAGACCAUCUCAAGAAAGGACUAUACGACAAAUCUGGUGAUUAUUCAAAUGUUAAACCUUUACUUCGGGAAAUAUUCGAUUUAAGCUGAGCUGGAACAAUUAACAAUUCUGAACAAUAAAUUGUCCAAGAUCCCCGUAACAGACCUUUCUUUGUAUCUGUAUGCUCAGAUAUUAUUAGUAUUGGUGGUAUUUAAUUAUGUGGCAUUUUGUCAAAGUAGAAAUAUGACUUUGUACUCAGCACCUUACCAGACUUCCAUAGAAUGUUGAUGUCAUUGAAAUGAUUAAUAAAGGGUAUAAAUCUUAAGUCACGCAUGUGUGCGGCCAGCUAUGCGGCAUACUUUGGCUCCGGAUUUAUGAUGCGAGGUAUAUUUCCAUUUUAUGACUUCAAUCUCCUAUUUGUUAACUGAAAAUCGUAUUCACCCUAAGCCUGCUGUUACACAGUGGGUUGCUGGAUAUAUGGUGGAACUCGUUUGUCAUCAUACUUUGUACGUAACCUAUCAUUAACUUCGGUCUAACGGUCUUAUGGGGGAAAGGUCUUUAUUAUCUUAUUGGCAUAAUUGGCUGUACGCACAUUCUUAUGGAAACGAAUGUCAUAUUUUCAGACGCCUAUAUUAGAACCACAUACAAAAUAAGUUUGAUUAAUUCAGCAGAAAUGAGAUAAGGUAUAACGAGAUGUGUGUAGCAGAUGGUCAAAAACUGCUUUAGGUGUGUUAGAGGUAGAAACUGCAAGUAAGUUUGUAAAUGCAGCAACGUUGACUGAUCUGUUUAAAUGGGCAGUCGCUACAUAUUUGUUCUUAUUAUCAAGCUGUGAACGUCAGUUUGAAACGUCACCAGAUUAAGAUAUCAUAUUUUAUCAUUGUACAAGUUCAAAGCAUAAUAUUGUCUCAUUUCACAGAAGUCAUCAUAGCCCAAAUUGUUAUGAAAUACAAUAUUUAUUUUUUCACAAUAUAUUUAUGUAUUUUAAAUGUAAUCAGAAGUAUGUCCAAUGUCAAAGAAUUUUGACAGUGGAUUGGAAAACGCGGUCAAGAUCAACUAUUGGUUCAUACGUUCGAUAGUGCCUCCACGAAAGAGGUAAUACAGGAUUUUACAAGAUGGGACAAUUCAUUUCUUGUGUUUGAAAAAACGGGAAAUGGCAGCUACGGAGGAAGAAAUAUAACCAUUCAGAAUCACAAAUGAAAAUAGAUAUAUUUAUUCUCUAUUCACGAUAUAUGUUCAUGUUGGAUGCUCAAUUUGUAUAAAAGCAAUGUCACAGUCCUCGAAAUCCGUGUAGCUGUAUCGUGUAGUGUUCAGUCAGCACAUAUCACAUAUGUCAUGUGUCCCAGAGUCUAACAGAGAGCAAUAUGGUAAAACGUCCUGUUGUUUCUACAUGAUGUUCGUCUAUAUACGAAAUGUAGAAUAUUCUACUGAGCUGCAUUACACAUAAGAUCGUUAUUAUGUUGUUGGACAGUGCAAUUUGAAGCAUAAUUAUAUGUUGUUUGUGCCAUAUAAGCCUAUGAAAUUUGUAUUAGUACAGCAAUGCCCUGUUAGUCAGGAAUCUUCCUUUUCCGGACAAUUCUCUUAGUGGCAUCUAUGUGAAUACAAAGUACAUUUAUCAGAAAGAAUGAGUCGUUAAUCCGGACAUUUGUCAAUCUGGACGAUUUAAUACAGAACGAAACCAUCUGGAUUAACGGGGAUUCGCUAUAUGUUGAAACGAUUCUGGAAUUACAUGUAUGUACUGUUCAAUACACUGAGAACAAUGUACUUUGUGUGGGCUUCUAACGCAUAUCCAUAGACUACUUCCCAUGGUUAUGAAUCUAUUUUCGUGUAUAAGUUAAUGUGAUCGGAGUUCAUGCGUAUAUCAUCAUAUAAUCCUAUAUACUUGGGUUAUAAAUACUCAUUCAGACACAGCAUUUACGGCCGUUCAAACAUGACUGUGCAGUAAUUGGAUAAUUGGUAUUCAAAGCCCAUGACGUUUAUUUUGACAAUUGCGAUUUUUGUUAUCAGUCAAACACCAAUCUUGGGAUAUAAAUUGGUUUAAAGUAAAUGAAUUAUCAUAUGUCUGCAGAUGUACAAAAUAUAUUUUAGAUGCCAGAUACAUUCUUUUCAUUCUUGGUUAUAAUUAAGGAGAAGACAAAACGUGAAGAAGGAGACCUGUUACGAAAAUACAAAAAAAUGGUUGAGAUUAAUUACUUGGGUAAAAAUUAACUUGUUCUCCAUUUUAUGCUGGUAUUGUCUUUAAGUAUAGACAUGUAUAGGACGUGCUCAUUACCACUAAGACCAAUGCAUAUGUGUCAGUUGAGAACCAUGUAUUGAAUCAACGACCUGUCUCAACAUACCUGCUGAUGUUUGACGCCAGUGACACUUUUACUGCCAUGUUGUUGUCAUCCACCAAGAAAUGACCCCCACCCUCCCCCCGGGUUGGUUUCCCGCGUGGGGAGGGGGACGGUUAAACACUACACUAAUGUCGUUAUAUUAGUAACCAUGGCAUCCAUUGCAUCCAUUUAGUCUUCGAGAGAUUACCAAAGAACGCAUACUUGAUUGACGUUAUGUGUUUUUAUCAGUUUGGGGCAUAUCUUGAGGUUAGCAAAGGACAAUGGUUUGUCAAUUAUAAAAUACUCAAAUCUUUUCUGAGAUAUCUUCUUAUCGAAUGUGACAGUUUCCUGAAAACACAACCUAUCGUUCUGUGCUCCAUCCGCGGGAGGUUUCUAUGGCCACGAAUGUGUACCCGGUGUAAUGUAUGAUCUAUGUGACUGAGUGUUCAACAGUCGCUAUUUCAUGUGUAUUGUGAUAAUUAAUAACAUACCAAUUGUACAUAUUAUAUAUUUUCUCAUGUUUCCUAGCUUAGUGUCUCGUUGAGAUUCUGGUAGUAUCCGGAUCCAGGUUUCUACACCUGUGUCACCAUGGAAGUGCUAACUGAUUACCAUGUUCAUGACAAAGUGCUACAGUAUGAGAGCCAUCAUACACAUUGUGAUAUCCUGUAUAUUGAAUUAGGUCAGAUUAUUUUUGAAUUUUAAAAACCAAUGAUCCAAACUAAUUUGAAAGGAUAAUUCAAAUAGAAGAUUUUACCAUUUCUUCCUACCACCGCAACCGCUUGGCCUUAGUCUCUACUGGUGGCGUAGGCAAUGGUAUCGUCAGUUCUGGGCUUAGAAUUAAAGGUUGAAUAAGCAAAUCCUACGCUAUGUGGCGACUAAUAACAAGAAUAGACAUGGUGUUGUUGAAGGACGAUCAAACCAACUGGGCCAGUUCUUUCCAUCUGGAUUUCAUUUUGUCAAGGCAUAUUAGUGUCUUCACAAAACCCAAAUUAUUUAUAGCUUAACGCCAUUCAUCACAUAAGCAGUUUUAGUGCUAAAUCUGUUUUGUUUUGUUUUUUUAAACUUUUUUUUUCUUUUGCAAUACUUUUAUUAGCAACCAACGUUAGGAUUACAAACUGUAUACUGUUUUUUAUGUUUUAUAAGAAGAUCGUAUUUAAAGAACGUGGCCAUGGGAAGUUAUGGUCAGAGUCGUAUGUCCUCGUGAAUCUUCGUAAUGGACGAUCUGAUGUGUGGACGCUUGAGGUGUUCGUAACAUUAGUAGUUAACUGUAGCGUACUUCAAGUAUGCUUCUCAGGGCAAGAUGAUAUUCACUCUUGUUGUAACAGGUGGAUAGAAUUGAAGUACAUCUCAGAGUUUUGGCCAGAUUUGUUAUUGGCCAGAUUUUUACCAAAAUACCAGCCGACAGCUGUGUACAAAACAGCAUGUUAUUUCAAGAUUGACAAAAAAUGGUUUAGCUGAACUGUUUGUUUUUAUCAUUUGUAUAAUGUUGAAGUUCCGCCUAUUUUCACAACCGAUGUUUUCAAGAAUGUUCACUGUCGUUGCAUGACAACCAAUGCAUUUCUAUAUGUAUCGCCUAUUGGUCGUUCCUUGUUGUUAAUGUUACAUGUGCCCCUACGUCACAUCAGUGUACAGACCAUCGCUCAUAAUUAUUAAUAACACUGGUCCAUCGAAUGUAGAUAUCAGAAUAUAUUUAUAACUAUGUUGCUUCAUAAAUGUACGAUUUGGAAGAGUAUGUGUUACAAGAUAUGUUGAAUAAAUA
Molecule: messenger RNA, 5681 nt
Organism: Haliotis rufescens (red abalone)
Lineage: Eukaryota; Metazoa; Mollusca; Gastropoda; Lepetellida; Haliotidae
Product: peroxisome proliferator-activated receptor delta-like
Exons: 8
Coding region: 311-1720 (469 amino acids)
Biological process (GO): negative regulation of transcription by RNA polymerase II; regulation of lipid metabolic process; positive regulation of transcription by RNA polymerase II
Molecular function (GO): RNA polymerase II cis-regulatory region sequence-specific DNA binding; nuclear receptor activity; zinc ion binding
Source: RefSeq, a predicted model, not a curated record